UCCAUCCAUCGCCGUCGCGGCCACAGCGAAUCCACCCCCACCACCUUUAUAAACGCCGCUCUCUCCCUCCCUCCUUCCUCCCACCCUGGCAUCAUCCCCCACCCGCCUCCUCUCCUCUCCUCUCUGCCUCUGCCUCUCUCCACGCGCCGCGCCGGAGAGCGGGCACGCAUAGCGCCGGCGGUCGCAAUGGAGGAGAGAGUUGUCAUCCCCCGGCGCCGGGAACCGCAAGACCAGGAUCAGGCCGUCGAUGUCGACGACGCUGCGGGUGCGGCCGCGGCCCCGGCGGUCUCGUGUUCGUCGGGGGAGGAGUCCACGGACGGGGAGUUCGAGUUCGAGUUCCCGUCGUUGCUCGGCAUCGGAAGGGACCACGGCUCUCCCGCGCCGGCCGACGACCUCUUCGCAGACGGCCGCAUCCGCCCCGUCGCCUUCUACCCCGUCUUCGGCCGACGCCCGUCAAGCUCAGCGGGGGACGUCGGCCUCGCCCCGGCGCCGGCGCCGGCGCCGGAGCGAAGGACGAGGGGGCAGCUCGGGCGGCUCUUCCUCGAGGAGUCCCGCGCGUGGAACAGCUCCUCGUCGAGCAGCACGGGGUCCACGGCGUCGUCGUCGUCCGCGGCCACCACUGAAGACGGGGACGGGGACGGCGGCCUCGAGGGCGCCGCGCCGGAGAGCUACUGCGUGUGGGCGCCGGGCGGCGGCAAGCCGUCGGAGUCGCCACGGGCCGGGAAGAGCAGGUCCACGGGGUCGUCCGUGGCGCGGUGGCGCCGCAUCAGCAACCUCGUUGUCGGCCGCAGCCAGAGCGACGGCAAGGAGAAGUUCCUCUUCCUCCCCGUCAACCCGCACCCGCCGCCCAAGCCCAAGCAGCAGGAGCACGAGCCCAGGCCGAGGGCGAGGCCGCCGACGACGAACCUGGAUGCCGGCGGCACCAAGAAGAAGGGCAGCGAGAUCGGCACGGUGGCCGCCGCCCACCGGAUGGCCUACGGCGGCGGCAACGGAGCCACGCCGCGGCGCACGUUCCUGCCGUACCGCGAGGAGCUGGUGGGGUUCUUCGCCAACGUCAACGGCAUCAGCCGGGGCCACGCGCACCCCUACUGAUCAACGACCCACCACCACGACGACGACGACGACGGUCGGCCGCGCGCGAGAUUAUUAUAAAUUCGGCGAUUCGAAUCCCAUUCGUGCUUGAACUUUGAAGCUUGGUUUUUUUUUUUUGAGCUGGUGAUCAUCGGUGGGUUGAGUAGGUAGGUUAAUACUAGUAAUACUGUGAUUAAUUGAUCGAUUAGUUGAACAGAA
Hordeum vulgare subsp. vulgare (domesticated barley) is the source of this 1290-nucleotide messenger RNA. RefSeq lists its product as uncharacterized. The coding region runs from base 187 to 1092 and encodes 301 amino acids. The record is from RefSeq and is a predicted model, not a curated record. Lineage: Eukaryota; Viridiplantae; Streptophyta; Magnoliopsida; Poales; Poaceae. The transcript has a single exon.